Messenger RNA from Lolium rigidum, 915 nucleotides. Its product is annotated as NAD(P)H dehydrogenase (quinone) FQR1-like. The record is from RefSeq and is a predicted model, not a curated record. The transcript has 3 exons. Bases 121 to 735 code for a protein of 204 amino acids. NCBI's taxonomy places the organism in Eukaryota, Viridiplantae, Streptophyta, Magnoliopsida, Poales, Poaceae. Gene Ontology annotation, molecular function: NAD(P)H dehydrogenase (quinone) activity; FMN binding.
ACCUGCACACUGCUUCCCCUACCCCCUUCCCCCCUCGAACUCGCUGCACAACCUGAAACUCCUCCCCUACACCCUCCCACCAGAUCUCAGAUCCGCCGAGCUCCGGCCAGCGCGCCCCCAAUGGCGGUCAAGGUCUACGUCGUAUAUUACUCCAUGUAUGGUCAUGUUGGUAAACUAGCUGACGAGAUCAAGAAAGGUGCUUCUUCAGUCGAAGGAGUGGAAGUUAAAGUGUGGCAGGUCCCUGAAAUCCUCUCUGAGGAAGUCCUGGGCAAGAUGGGUGCCCCUCCCAAGACCGACGUGCCGAUCAUUUCUCCUCAGGAGCUGGCCGAGGCUGACGGCAUCCUCUUCGGUUUUCCCACGAGGUUCGGCAUGAUGGCCUCGCAGAUGAAGGCGUUCUUUGACGCUACCGGCGGCCUGUGGAGGGAGCAGAGCCUCGCUGGCAAGCCCGCCGGUGUCUUCUUCAGCACGGGAACCCAGGGCGGAGGACAGGAGACCACUCCGCUGACUGCUGUGACCCAGCUGACCCACCACGGGAUGGUGUUCGUGCCCGUCGGGUACACUUUCGGCGCUAAGAUGUUCGACAUGGAGAAGGUGCAGGGCGGCAGCCCGUACGGCGCCGGCACGUUCGCGGGUGACGGGUCGAGGUGGCCGUCGGAGAUGGAGCUGGAGCACGCCUUCCACCAGGGCAAGUACUUCGCGGGCAUCGCCAAGAAGCUCAAGGGCUCCGCUGCCUGAAUGACCGCUUGAUAGGUGUUGGUGCUGCACUGCUGCUGCUAUCUGUAUCUGUGGAUCUUAAGUUCGCAACGACACCAGAUUGCGAACACUGUUAAUUACGGCUUUGAUUGAACUGGUUGUAAAAUUUGUAAGUGGAUUUUGUGUUUCGUAAUAGUAUCAUAUAUCAUGUAACAUAAUCCA